AUGGAAGGAUUAGGUAAUAAUCAUCUUCACCAAAAACAUAGCCCCAAAUUUCCAUUACAAUUGCUCGAGAAGAAGGAAGAUGAAACCGCCUACUCUUCCCUUGCCAUUUCCGCGGAUACAUCAAAUUAUAGCAUCAUUACUCGAUCAACUGCUGCCUUGUCCAGCCAAGACACGGCCGAGGCAUCUAAGAAGCCAUCGCCCAAGCAACCAUCAACAAAAGAUCGCCACACAAAAGUUGAUGGACGUGGGCGGCGCAUCCGCAUGCCCGCACUUUGCGCUGCUAGGGUUUUUCAGCUAACGAGAGAGCUAGGUCACAAGACCGAUGGGGAAACUGUCGAAUGGCUUCUUCAACAGGCAGAGCCGGCAGUUAUCGCCGCCACUGGUACCGGUACAAUCCCAGCGAAUUUCACUUCUCUCAAUAUAAGCUUACGUAGCUCGGGUUCUAGUAUGUCAUUACCAUCUCAAUUAAGAUCUACGUAUUACAAUCCGAUUUUUUCAAUGCAACAACGCCGUGGAAUUUGUCCGGGCUUAUUAUCAGAGAAUUCCUCGACAACUUUGUUGAAUUUUCAGGCCGGAAAUUUAUACCCUAGUUUGAUGCAAGCUAAGCAAGAAAUGCGCCAACAUUCAUUAGACUCAACGGAGCCUGAGGAUAGUUCAGGGCGGAAGCGGAGGGUGGAGCAAGAGUUGCAGCCACCGCAUCACCACCAAAUGGGGACUUAUUUACUGCAGUCAACCACCGGCUCGAUGCCGGCGAGUCAUGCCUCAAUUCCGUCCAAUUUUUGGAUGAUUCCAAAUUCCAACAACCAAGUUAUGGGGGAUGAUCAAAUAUAUAACAGUGCUGCUGCUUUAUAUAGAGGCACUAUGUCUAAUGGGCUGCAUUUCAUGAAUCUUCCGACCGCGGUGGCACUAUUGCCUACUCAACAGUUGAGCACGAGCAUCGGCGUCGGAUUAGGGGAGGGGCAGUUGAGGUUGACGGGGCCAAAUCCUUAUCGGUCUGAUGGCGAAGUAUCAGAAUCUCAGGUGCAAGUGGCAAUGGUGGUUGUGGUGUAG
This is a messenger RNA of Fraxinus pennsylvanica, 1050 nucleotides long. The record is from the annotation of a GenBank genome assembly. Lineage: Eukaryota; Viridiplantae; Streptophyta; Magnoliopsida; Lamiales; Oleaceae.